AUGUUUGAUGGGGCAGGUGAACAUACGUCUACGUUUGAUGGGGCAGGUGAACAUACAUCUACGUUUGAUGGGGUAGUUGAACAUACGUCUACGUUCGAUAGGGCAGGUGAACAUACAUCUACGUUCGAUGGGGCAGGUGAACAUACUUCUACGUUCGAUGGGGCAGGUGAACAUACAUCUACGUUCGAUGGAGCAGGUGAACAUACAUCUACGUUCGAUAGGACAGGUGAACAUACAUCUACGUUCGAUGGGCAGGUGAACAUACGGACAUGUGGACAAACUUCAACGUUUGAUACGGCAGGUGAACACACAUCUACGUUUGAUAGGGCAGGUGAACAUACAUCUACGUUUGAUAGGGCAAGUGAACAUACAUCUACGUUUGAUGGGGCAGGUGAACAUACAUCUACGUUUGAUAGGGCAGGUGAACAUACAUCUACGUUUGAUAGGGCAGGUGAACAUACAUCUACGUUUGAUGGGGCAGGUGAACACACAUCUACGUUUGAUGGGGCAGGUGAACAUACAUCUACGUUUGAUGGGGCAGGUGAACACACAUCUACGUUUGAUAGGGCAGGUGAACAUACAUCUACGUUUGAUAGGGCAAGUGAACAUACAUCUACGUUUGAUGGGGCAGGUGAACAUACAUCUACGUUUGAUGGGGCAGGUGAACAUACAUCUACGUUUGAUAGGGCAGGUGAACAUACAUCUACGUUUGAUAGGGCAAGUGAACAUACAUCUACGUUUGAUGGGGCAGGUGAACAUACAUCUACGUUUGAUAGGGCAAGUGAACAUACAUCUACGUUUGAUGGGGCAGGUGAACAUACAUCUACGUUUGAUGGGGCAGGUGAACACACAUCUACGUUUGAUAGGGCAGGUGAACAUACAUCUACGUUUGAUAGGGCAAGUGAACAUACAUCUACGUUUAAUGGGGCAGGUGAACAUACAUCUACGUUUGAUAGGGCAGGUGAACAUACAUCUACGUUUUAUAGUGCAGGUGAACAUACGUUAUGUUUGAUGGGGCAGGUGAAUAUACGUUAUAUUUGA
Mya arenaria is the source of this 1041-nucleotide messenger RNA. RefSeq names its product sperm acrosomal protein FSA-ACR.1-like. Lineage: Eukaryota; Metazoa; Mollusca; Bivalvia; Myida; Myidae. Bases 1 to 1041 code for a protein of 346 amino acids. The transcript is spliced from 2 exons. The record is from RefSeq and is a predicted model, not a curated record.